CACUAAGUUGCGUUUCUUCUUCUUCUCUGUCUGCAGCGGUGGAGGACAGGAAGCUGUUUAUCGGCAUGGUGUCGAAGAAGUGCAACGAGAACGACAUCCGGGUCAUGUUCUCUGCGUUCGGGCAGAUCGAGGAGUGCCGGAUCCUGCGGGGGCCGGACGGACUGAGCAGAGCCCCCCCCCCAAACCUUCACCACCUCCUCCCGACCUCCAUUCAUUCACCUGCCCGCAGCUCUUUCGUGCUGCUUGUUCAUUCACACAGAUGUGCGUUUGUCACGUUUUCCACCAGAGCUAUGGCACAGAAUGCAAUCAAAGCCAUGCACCAGUCUCAGACUAUGGAGGGCUGCUCGUCCCCCAUCGUGGUGAAGUUCGCCGACACGCAGAAGGACAAGGAGCAGCGGCGUCUGCAGCAGCAGCUGGCGCAGCAGAUGCAGCAGCUCAACAGUGCGACCACCUGGGGGAGCCUGACGGGCCUGGGGGGCCUCACCCCGCAGUACCUGGCUGUAAGGAGAGCCGCCGCGUCGCCCACCACCAUCACCACCUCCUCCGCCCCUUACUACAGCCCCGUGGCCAACGCCGCCGCACUGCUGCAGCAGGCCACCUCCUCCAGUAACUUGGGAGCCUUCAGCGGGAUCCAGCAGAUGGCCGCCAGCUCCAACGCCGGCGCCAUGAACUCUCUGACCUCUCUGGGCACCCUGCAGGGCCUGGCGGGCGCCACCGUGGGCCUCAACAACAUUAAUGCACUAGCAGGUAGCGUCAAUAUUGCUCAAAUGCUCUCAGGUAUGGCGGCUCUGAACGGAGGCCUGGGGGGCGCGGGGCUCACCAACGGGACGGCGGGCACCAUGGACGCGCUGACGCAGGCCUACUCAGGGAUCCAGCAGUACGCCGCCGCCGCGCUGCCCACCCUCUACAGCCAGUCCCUGCUGCAGCAGCAGGGGGCCGCCGGCAGCCAGAAAGAGGGUCCCGAGGGCGCCAACCUGUUCAUCUACCACCUGCCCCAGGAGUUCGGGGACCAGGACAUCCUGCAGAUGUUCAUGCCUUUCGGAAACGUGGUCUCUGCCAAAGUCUUCAUCGACAAACAGACGAACCUGAGCAAGUGCUUCGGCUUCGUCAGCUACGACAAUCCGGUGUCGGCGCAGGCAGCCAUCCAGGCCAUGAACGGCUUCCAGAUCGGCAUGAAGCGGCUGAAGGUGCAGCUGAAGCGCUCCAAGAACGACAGCAAACCGUACUGAGCUUAGCACUAGGGUCUGUCUGCCCCCCCCGUUAGCACUGCUAGGGUAAGUCCCCCCACCGCCAGGUGAAAACGAAAAAAACAAACCGAGCCAAGACCUCGUUACGCAGUGACUGGGGAGGGGGGAGGGGGGGGGAGACGACCUACAACCGCCCUGAGGGAGACGCACACGCCUUGUUCUUUUCUUUCUUUUUCUUGCUUUUUUGAAGAUUUUUACGUUAGCUUAUUAUUAUUUAUUACAGUUAUGAUUUUUUUCUUUUUUACACACAUGAACGCUUCCAUUACCGCCAUUUCUUUGUGCAAUUUUCUUUUUUUCUUUCUUUUUUUAAACAAUGGAAGGAAGGAGCUAUCUUGGGUAGCUUUUUAAAAACGUUUGUUUAGAAGUUGUUGUUGUUUUUUUUUAUUUCUCAGAGAUUAUUCUCACAUUUCUGAGGACUAGUUACAGCCACGAGGUAAAGACCAAGGAGCCAUGAUGAUUUUAAACGUUUUUUUUUCUUCUCUCUCUCGUUGUGAACCCUGAGACCUGGCGAAGGGUUUAAUAUAAUUUUUUUGACGCGCAUGCCGAUAUGCACAUCCGACCUUUGACCUCCGCGGUGUUGGUUGCAGGCCGCCGCUGCUUCAACGAAAAAAAAAACCCUUCUAUGCCUGCUGGCAACCCGGGAGCAAAGGCUGCAGAAACGAUAGUGGCCUCUUUACAUUCUAGUCCGUUACACUCCACCACCACCAGAAGAAGAAACACAACACACACUCCAGCUACGUCUUAUUAUUUAUGUGAAGAUAAAAAACAGUGUUUUUAUUUCUCAGAUGGUGAAAAAAAUAAGAUUAGUAACUAUAUUUCCGGGUCAGAUCACAUUGGUCUUUGUUGUGAAAAGGAUAUUUACCGCAUGUAGAACAUUGUCAAAAAUAACAUCCAGAAUUUGAUGAAGGCUAUAAAGAUAAUUCUAAUAAUAAAAGAGUUUAUGGGUUCGAGGUGGUAACUGAAAAUACUUGAUGUUUGUUGAAAGAUUUAAAAAAGUGAAUAAGUCAAAGUACAGAAAGCCACAGGCCUGUAAAUUUUAUUUGUAAAAGAAACUGUUCUAUUUUUAUACAACAUUUUUACUGCCUCAGAUGAAAAAAAAGGUUUUAUUUAUUGCCUAUCGUUAAGUUAUUGGACUCCUAUAAAAUAUUCAGCGUCGUUAAAGUAGACCCUCGUGGAGAAGUCUCGUGGAUUCGGGUUCUCCGGUGUUUUCCAUCUUUUCUUCAGUGCAGAAAAACCACAAUCACAACACGCCGGCAUUCAACCCCCCCCCCCCCCCCCCCCCCCUCCCUGGAUCAUUCAUUCAUCCAUUCUGUGCUGUUCAUCCAUCCAUUCCCCCACCUCUCCUCCACCCGCUCCUCCCUCCCUCCUCGCUCGCUCCAUCCGUAGUGAGACUUCUUCACUCGUCAAUUCUUCCUUUCCAAUUUGAUUUGUUUAUUUUUCUGAGUGUUGAGCGUUUUUUGUUGUUCGUACCCCCCCCCUGCCCCCCCCCCCCCCCCCCGCCCCCCCUCCAAAGAUAUUGAAUUUUUUUUAAAAGAGAUAGAGAAAGAAAGAUAAGACCCACCUCCCCGUCUCCCAAAGAAUAUGACUAUUUUCUCCCAAAUGACAGCAUCCAUCUUGGACCUGAUGGAUAAAGCUUUGGGUGCUCUUUGUUGUGUGUGUGUGUGUGUGUGUGUGUGUGUGUGUGUGUGUGUGUGUGUGUGUGUGUGUGUGUGUGAGAAUGUGUGUGCGUUUGUUGUUUUUGUCGUUGCCUGUUAGUAUAGACCUAUAACAUGAUAUCAUUUAAAAAAAUAAAAAUAAUCUAAGCCUAAAAAAUGUUCCGAUGAAACCAGUGAGUGGCGUUGCUGUUCUGCCGGUUUGCAUUGUUGUUGUUUGUUUGUUGUUGUUGUUGUUUGUUGUUGUUUCUCCUGAUUUUUUACAGAAACAAAAUGCUGUGGUGGUGUGGUGCUCUGGCUCUCUGUGUGUAACUCUCUCCUCUCCCCUGUUUUUUCUUUCCCCCUUUUAGAACAACCCAUCUCCAUGCCUGUUAGCUCAUCGUUUGCCUAGCAUGUCUCCGUGGCGUCCAAAAAAAACAAAAACUCCUAAACGAAAACAAACAAAAUGCCCCCCACCAAAACAAAAAAGCGUCAGCGUCCUCCCCCCGUCGUUGUUUUUUCUGAUGUCUUUCCCGAGCUCACCUGAUCAUAACCGGGUUCUUCUUCGCCGCCUACUGACCUUUUGAACUUUGAACUUUUUUGGAUUUUUUUUUUUUUGAUGUUGGGUUUUUUCGUCGUUGUAUUUUUUCCUUGCAUGUGACCUCAUUUAGACUUGUUUUCCGGGAGGGUUUCAGGGAGGGGAGGGAGGCGACAUCAGGGGAGGGGCGGGUGAGAAGAAAAUGAAUCAAUGUGAAAAAGAUCUAAAGCUGCAUUCGUAUGAAAAACUAAAAAAAGACUGAGAUUUUUAUGGAAAAACUAAUGUUCUUUUUGGAGAAAAAAAUUAUUUCCAUACUGUAUGUUUUCCUGCAGUUUUCUUUUUUUUUGGUUUCUUCUCCUUCUUCUUUAUGUCUCCUUUUUUUCUUUUCUUCUUCAUUUAAAGUAAACUUGAAAGUUCACUACGGGAAUUGGCGCGCCAUCUUGCUUCUGGCGCCGACGACUAUAAAAAAGAAAACCUGCGCGUUCCGGCCCAGAAGCAGUCCACGCCAGUUCCUCUGAAAAAUAAGACUACUUCCAAACAGUUUUGAAUAAAAACUGUCUGAUCAAUAUUAGACUCUCUCCGAGCUCUCCAAUGGUUUUUACAUUUUUCAGGCAGUGUAAAGUUUUUUGAUAAGGCCAUUUUAAGUGGCUCUGUUUCUCAUUCAAAGUCUAUAUAUAGAACCACUUUUUCUAGAGUAGUUUAAAGGUAAAAAAUAAAAAAAGACAUUUGCCCUGUUUGGGUGGGAGAAAUGCUACCUACUUGUGUCACCUUUUGCUGAACUGACUCACAGAUAGACAAUCCGUGGUUUAAAUGCACAUGAUGAAAUGACCUAUAUUUUCUACUGUUUAAAUGUAUAGAGGAAAAAAAAAUACUAAGAUACCUGUAACCUGCGUUAACGUCGGUGCUUCUCGUGAGUUUAGUUGUGGUUUCAUCACAAGUCUAACGGUCUUAAAUGUCUCAUGUUUUUCAAGACUAAAAAAUCAGUUUACUUGAACAAUAGACAAAGCCUUUCAUAUUACUAUAACAGUUACUUUGUUGUGUCUUUACUUUUUGUUUCUUGUUUUUUAAGGAGUCCCUAUUUGCUAAAUUUCUUGUUGGUUUAUUAGCUAUAUAAAAUUCCUAAAAAUAUAUAUAAAUAUAAAUAUAAAUAUAUAUAUAUAUAUAUAAUGUCAGCUUGUGAAGCAUCAAUGUCAUUAUUAUUUUAUUUCUCUCGUGGGAAACAAAUAUUUAGAUGUGUUUUGUUGUUCGGCAAAAUGUCUUAUAAAGAAAAAAGACAACAUCAGUGGAGUUCAGUGCCAAAUUCUGAAGGUACUUCCUGCCUAGCGCGUCAGUGUACUUCUUGUGAAAUGAUUUGAUAACAUGGGUAUUUUAUUAUAAGUGUUUUGUAUGGAUCCCUCAUAUUUAAAAAUAUAGAUUUAAAAAAGAGUUUGUUAACUUGCUAUUCUGUGGUCUUGUUGCCUGAAAAUUGUCAUGUUUGCUUUUUUUUUUUCUUUGUAAAGAUGUAAAAAAAAAAAAGAAGAAAAACAAGGAAAAAAA
This is a messenger RNA of Gasterosteus aculeatus aculeatus (three-spined stickleback), 4952 nucleotides long. The record is from RefSeq and is a predicted model, not a curated record. Lineage: Eukaryota; Metazoa; Chordata; Actinopteri; Perciformes; Gasterosteidae.